Adineta steineri is the source of this 1416-nucleotide messenger RNA. NCBI's taxonomy places the organism in Eukaryota, Metazoa, Rotifera, Eurotatoria, Adinetida, Adinetidae. The record is from the annotation of a GenBank genome assembly.
AUGGCUAUGACAAGCAACAAAACACAAUGUUUUAAAUGCAAGAAAGAAAAAAUAACAUAUUCUUGUAAAGGAUGUUCAAAAGAAUUUUGUUUUAUGGAUUUAUCAGAACAUAAACAAAUAUUAAAUCAAGAAUUAAAUCAUAUUACUAAUGAUUAUGAUGAAUUUAAACAAAAGAUUAAUGAACAAAGAGAAAAUCCGCAAAAUCAUUCAUUAAUAAAAAAAAUUAAUGAAUGGGAAAUAGAUUCAAUUGAAAAAAUUCAACAAAAAGCACAAAAUUGGAGAGAAAGCGUCCUGGAAUAUUCACCAUCAGUUGUUAAUGAUAUUGAAAUGAAGUUUAAUGAUUUAAAUGAACAAAUAAAACAAAUUCAAGAAGAAAAUGACUUUAAUGAAACUAUUUUAAACUAUUUACGAAAUCAAUUGAUGAAAAUUACAGAAGAAUUCAAUAAUCCAUCAAAUAUUUCUAUCGAACAAGAUUCACAAUCAUUUAUUAAUGAAAUUUCAUUUAUUGUAUCAAAAAAAUCAAAAUUCAACAGAUGGAAACAAAAUGGAAUCACUUUGGUUGGCGGAAAUGGGAAAGGGCAAGAAUUCAAUCAACUCAGUGGCCCUGAAGGAAUCUUUGUUGAUAAAAAGAAAAAGAUUUUCAUUGCUGAUUAUGAUAAUCAUCGUAUUGUUGCAUGGAAAUAUAUUGCAAAAGAAGGACAAAUUAUUGCAGGUGGAAAUGGGCAAGGAAAGGGAUUGGAUCAAUUGAAUUGUCCAACAGAUGUGAUUGUUGAUCAACAAAAUCAUUCAAUCAUCAUUGCUGAUCAUGGUAACAAAAGAGUGAUUCAAUGGUUAAAUCAAAAGCAACAAAUUCUUAUUAAUAAUAUUGACUGUCGUGGCUUAGCAAUGGAUAAGUAUGGAUUUCUUUAUGUUUCUAAUUGGCUUAGGAAUGAAGUGAGACGAUGGAAAAUGGGUGAAUACAACAACGAAGGAAUUAUAGUGGCAGGUGGAAAUGGAAGCGGUAGUCGGCUCAAUCAACUAAAUCUUCCUACUUUUAUUUUUGUUGAUGAAGAUCAAUCUGUUUAUAUAUCAGACAGCAACAAUCAUCGUGUGAUGAAGUGGAAAAAAGAUGCAAAAGAAGGAACAAUCGUGGCUGGAGAAAACCGUAAAGGAGAAAAUCUCAAUCAAUUGUCUAAUCCUCAAAAAAUAGUUGUUAAUGAUUUGGGACACCUUUAUGUGGCAGACUUUGAAAAUCAUAGAAUAAUGCGUUGGCGUGAAGGAAAAGACGACGGUGAAGUUAUUGUUGGUGGAAAUGAUAAAGGAAAUCAAUCAAAUCAAUUCAAUGGUCCCUGUGGUUUAUCAUUUGAUGAUGAAGGAAAUCUUUAUGUUGCUGAUUAUUUUAAUCAGCGAAUUCAAAAAUUUGUAACAAUUUUAUGA